This is a messenger RNA of Bipolaris sorokiniana ND90Pr, 745 nucleotides long. RefSeq lists its product as uncharacterized. Bases 244 to 621 code for a protein of 125 amino acids. The record is from RefSeq and is a predicted model, not a curated record. The transcript has a single exon. NCBI's taxonomy places the organism in Eukaryota, Fungi, Ascomycota, Dothideomycetes, Pleosporales, Pleosporaceae.
GGGGCAGAGCGCGAGGAGUGGGCAGCAAAUUGGUGAGGGCGGGCGGUUAGGGGUGGGCUCAGAUGCGCAGCUUGCGUGUCCAAAGGCGCUUUUCAAGGCAUGUGUGGGCGCAGAGAUGGCGACACUGAAACUGGGGCUCGGAGCGACAAAGAGAGCAUGCAGGGCUGCUGGCUUGCGUAGGUGAUGCUCGCUCCCAGGCGAGGCGAGGGAGUUCGAGUGGCUGCCCGAUGACAACAGCAGCGUAUGCCUGCCGGCCAAUCCACGCAAAACGGCAUCGCGUCGCCUGACAUGCCUACAUGCAGCCUGGAAUCAUUGCCACAGCCAUGCAGCCCGAGAGGAAGAGGCACAGAGGGAGCAUGCCGCGCUAUAAUUAACCCCCAUGGCUCCAUACAUACGUACGUGUGUACAUACAUACAUACGCACACACUACACGCACACAUGUACAUACUACACACAAACUCCCGUAUUGAAACUGCGUCUCGGGUGCACUGCACAUACGUAUGGAUUGGCCCAUGGCUGGCCUGUACCACACCGCACACGACAAGUAGUAGUAGUAGUAGUAGCACCUACAUGCUUUUCCAUAACCAUAUAUAUCAUUGCCAAUGGCAGUUAUGCCCGUGAGACAUGCUUCUGCUCUUACUAAUCCAGACGUGGGCAAGCAUCUUACGUAGUCCACGUCCACACCGGAUCCCACGACUCGUCUUUAUAUAGUAGUACAAAUGGCCUUUUUCUGUGCCAGCGCAUG